UUAAUUAGCAGUAAAAAAAUGCAUAUUUUCCAACUGCACUCAGAGACUGUACCCUCUCCUCCGUCGAUCUAGCAAAACCAUCUCUUUUGCCCUCUCUCAUUUCCCACACUUACAGAUCUGAUAGCCACUGGCGCCAGAUCGGAGUUGCGAACCACCGCCGUCGCCAUGGAGGAAGCUUUAGAGUUGGCGCGUGCUAAGGACACUAAGGAGAGAAUGGCAGGCGUAGAGAGACUCCACCAACUUCUCGAAGCUUCCAGAAAGAGUCUAUCGUCAUCGGAGGUGACGUCGCUUGUCGACGUGUGCCUGGAUCUCUUGAAAGACAACAACUUUCGGGUGUCGCAGGGCGCGUUGCAGGCGUUAGAUUCGGCCGCCGUGUUAUCAGGGGAACACUUGAAGCUACAUUUCAAUGCGCUGGUCCCCGCUGUGGUCGAGAGGUUAGGCGAUGGAAAACAGCCAGUGAGAGAUGCUGCCAGACGGCUCUUACUUACUCUCAUGGAGGUUUCUUUACCGACAAUCAUUGUUGAAAGAGCAGGAUCUUAUGCUUGGGGACACAAAAGCUGGAGAGUUCGAGAAGAAUUUGCACGGACCGUCACAUCAGCAAUUGGCCUCUUUGCAUCGACGGAACUACCUCUUCAACGUGCUAUUCUUCCCCCAAUUUUGCAGAUGUUGCAGGAUCCAAAUCCUGGUGUGAGGGAAGCUGCUAUUUCAUGCAUUGAGGAGAUGUAUACUCAGGCUGGGCCCCAGUUCCGUGAGGAACUGAACAGACAUCAGCUUCCCACAUCAAUGAUAAGAGAUAUAAAUGCCAGAUUGGAGAAAAUUGAGCCAAAAGUUCGCUCGUCAGAGGCAAUUGCGAGCAACUAUGCGGCCAGUGAGACAAAGCUUACAACUCUUAAUCCAAAAAAGAGCAGCCCUAAGGCCAAAAGCUCCAUGCGUGAGGUAUCUCUAUUAGGAGGAGAUGGUGAUAUAACUGAGAAAUCUGUUGAGCCGAUUAAAGUGUAUUCAGAGAAGGAGCUUAUCAGGGAGUUUGAAAAGAUUGCUUCAACCCUUGUUCCAGAUAAAGAUUGGUCUAUCCGUACUGCAGCCAUGCAGAGAGUGGAAGGCCUUGUUAUCGGAGGUGCGGUUGAUUAUCCCUGCUUCCGUGGACUUCUUAAACAACUUGUUGGCCCAUUGAGCACCCAACUAUCAGAUCGGAGAUCUAGCAUAGUGAAGCAGGCCUGCCAUUUGUUGUGCUUCUUGUCAAAAGAGCUCUUGGGGGACUUUGAGUCAUGCGCUGAGAUGUUUAUUCCAGUCCUUUUCAAGCUUGUUGUGAUAACAGUACUUGUAAUUGCAGAAUCCGCUGAUAACUGCAUAAAAACUAUGUUACGCAAUUGCAAAGUUUCCCGUGCACUUCCUCGUAUAGUUGACAGUGCGAAGAAUGACCGCAAUGCUUUACUUCGUGCCAGGUGUUGUGAAUAUGCACUUCUGAUACUUGAAUGUUGGGCUGACGCACCUGAAAUACAGCGAUCUGCUGACCUUUAUGACGACCUUAUUAGAUGUUGUGUUGCAGAUGCAAUGAGCGAGGUACGCUCUACUGCAAGGACUUGUUAUAGGAUGUUCACAAAGACCUGGCCUGAGCGUUCUCGACGCUUGUUUUUGUCCUUUGAUCCUGUUGUUCAAAGGGUAAUAAACGAUGAGGAUGGAGGUAUGCAUAGAAGACAUGCUUCUCCUUCUGUUCGUGAGAGGAACUCGAACACAUUGCUUGCAUCUCAAACAUCUGCACCUUCAAAUAUACCAGGUUAUGGGACUUCUGCGAUAGUAGCAAUGAACAGAAGUGCAAGUAUACCCUCAGGGACAUCUCUUUCCUCUGGACUACUUUUAUCACAAUCAAAGUCUGUAGGUAAACCCACAGAGCGUAGCCUUGAAAGCGUGCUGCAUUCAAGCAAACAAAAGGUCACUGCUAUAGAAAGUAUGCUGAGAGGUUUGGAUAUAUCUGAAAAAGGCCGAUCCUCUAGUUUGGACCUGGGAGUUGAGCCACCAUCAUCUCGUGAUCCACCAUUUCCUCUUGCUGUUCCAGCCUCAAACACUCUUACAAAUCCUUUAGUAGUGGAUUCUAUGUCUGGAAUAUCUAAAGGUGAUAACCGCAAUAGAGGCUUGAUUUUGUCUGACAUCAUCACUCAGAUUCAGACAUCUAAAGAUUUAGCUAAAUUAUCAUAUCAAAAUGAUGAGAGUGAAUCUCUAUCAGGACAUUCUUCUUACUCAACCAAGAGAGCUUCUGAAAAGCUGCCGGAAAGAUGUUUGAUCGAAGGAAAUACUGACGUUAGAGAAGCAAGGCGAUAUAUGAACUCCCAUUUUGAUAGGCAAUACUUUGAUACACCUUAUAAAGAUGCUAAUUACAGGGAUUCGCAGAAUGGCAUACCAAAUUUUCAACGACCACUGUUAAGAAAGAAUAUUGCUGGGCGAAUGUCUUCAGGCAGGAGGAGAAGCUUUGAUGAUAAUCAGUUCUUACUGGGAGAUGUAUCAAGUUAUGCAGAUGUACCAGCUUCUCUUAAUGAUGCACUGAGUGAGGGGCUCAAUUCUAGUUCAGAUUGGAGUGUCCGUGUUGCUGCGUUUAAUUAUGUGCGAUCUAUGCUUCAGCAAGGCCAGAGAGGUAUUCAAGAAAUUAUGCAGAGUUUCGAGAAGGUCAUGAAAUUGUUUUUCCAGCAUUUGGAUGAUCCCCAUCAUAAAGUUGCACAAGCGGCUCUUUCAACUCUUGCAGAUCUAAUCCCAGCAUGCAGAAAACCCUUUGAAAGUUACAUGGAGAGGAUCCUGCCACAUGUAUUUUCUCGGUUAAUUGAUCCUAAGGAAUUAGUAAGGCAACCUUGCUCAACUACAUUGGAUAUUGUUAGCAAAACUUAUGGUACAGAUUCUCUUCUACCUGCUUUGCUCCGGUCAUUGGAUGAACAGCGUUCUCCUAAGGCAAAAUUAGCAGUUAUUGAGUUUGCAAUUGGUUCAUUUAACAAGCAUGCAUCAAAUUCUGAAGGGUGUGCUAACAGUGGUAUCUUGAAGUUAUUUCUUGCCAAGUUGACACCAAUGGUCUAUGAUAAAAAUACGAAACUGAAGGAAGCUUCCAUAACUUGUUUCAUAUCUGUUUAUACCCAUUUUGAUUCAAUAGCUGUAUUGAACUUUAUUCUUAGCUUAUCUGUUGAAGAACAAAAUUCAUUGAGACGAGCCCUCAAGCAAUAUACUCCCCGUAUAGAAGUAGAUCUGAUGAACUUUCUGCAGAACAAGAAAGAGAGACGUGGUAAGUCGUCGUAUGAUCCCUUUGAUGUAGUUGGAACAUCCUCUGAAGAGGGUUAUAUUGGAGCAUCAAAGAAGAGCCAGCUAUUUGGAAGGUAUUCUGCUGGUUCUGUUGAUGGUGAUGGUGGUAGAAAGUGGACUAAUCUUACUAGUUCUGUUGAUAGUGAUGGUGGUAGGAAGUGGAGUUCUCUUAAAGAUGCGUCCCAUGUUACAGGCUUUAUUGGUCACUUAAAAUCUGAUGAAGCUCAGGAGCACUUAAAUCAUAAAAUAGAGACCAGUUCCAACCCUGAUAUCUGUCCUGAUUCUAAGAAUCUGAAAUAUGCAAGUAAUUCUGUCACUGAUAACAUUGGAUGUUGGGCUAGUGGGUUAGAAAGUAUGGAUCGCCCUGCAAGUGCUGAGGUUUCAUCAAUGCCACAUUUGAGCAUAAAUGAGUUUGUUGGAUCUGAUCAUCAACAGACCAUUGCAGACUUUGGGGUUGAGAACGAGCUUUCAUCAGAGCUGGCACUUAAUCAUUCUAAGCAUUCUGCUUUGAACAUAAACUCUGAACCAGAAGGGCUAAGCAUUCCGCAGAUUCUUCAUUUGAUUUGCAAUGGGAAUGGUGAAAGUCCUGCAGCAAAUAAGCGUGGUGCACUUCAGCAGCUAGUGGAGGCUUCAGUGUGUAAUGAUCAAUCUAUUUGGAGCAAGUACUUUAACCAGAUCUUGACUGCUGUACUUGAAGUGUUGGAUGAUUCUGAUUCAUCAAUCAGGGAACUGACUUUAUCAUUAAUCAUAGAGAUGCUGAAAAAUCAGAAAGAUGCCAUAGAGGAUUCUGUUGAGAUAGUGAUUGAAAAACUGCUUCAUGUGACAAAAGACGGAGUUCCAAAAGUUUCAGGCAUAGCAGAGCAUAGCUUAACUAUAGUGUUGUCUCAAUAUGAUCCAUUCAGAUGUUUAAGCGUUAUUGUACCUUUAUUGGUUACUGAAGAUGAGAGAACUCUUGUCACUUGCAUAAACUGUUUGACAAAGGUACUACUAAUGAAUUUUUUUUUGCUUGUGAGAUGACACAACUAUUGCAGACUGUUUUCUUCU
This is a messenger RNA of Olea europaea var. sylvestris, 4320 nucleotides long. RefSeq names its product CLIP-associated protein. The record is from RefSeq and is a predicted model, not a curated record. Gene Ontology annotation, molecular function: microtubule binding. Bases 166 to 4293 code for a protein of 1375 amino acids. The transcript has 19 exons. Gene Ontology annotation, cellular component: cytoplasmic microtubule. Gene Ontology annotation, biological process: microtubule cytoskeleton organization. NCBI's taxonomy places the organism in Eukaryota, Viridiplantae, Streptophyta, Magnoliopsida, Lamiales, Oleaceae.